GUGGGUUAACUUCUCUUGACAGAUAGGGGGCGUAUGGAUCGCCUAUUUAUUCCGCCAUAUUGUUGCUGAUUCAGAAACACAAUUUCUGGGUUUUAUACAAAUUUAGUACAAAGAUGGCGGCAGGCCCUUAUAAUUAUUCGUAUAUAUUUAAAUAUAUCAUAAUAGGAGAUAUGGGAGUUGGAAAAUCAUGUUUAUUACACCAGUUUACAGAAAAAAAAUUCAUGGCGGAUUGUCCACACACAAUAGGAGUAGAAUUUGGAACACGAAUAAUAGAAGUCUCAGGACAAAAGAUAAAAUUACAGAUAUGGGAUACAGCAGGUCAAGAAAGAUUUCGUGCUGUCACACGAAGUUAUUACAGGGGGGCUGCAGGUGCAUUAAUGGUUUACGAUAUAACACGGAGAAGUACAUAUAAUCAUUUAAGUAGUUGGUUAACAGAUGCCAGAAAUUUAACAAAUCCAAAUACAGUUAUAUUUUUAAUUGGAAAUAAAUCUGAUUUAGAAGCACAGAGAGAUGUAACUUAUGAAGAGGCAAAACAAUUUGCUGAUGAAAAUGGUUUAAUGUUUUUGGAAUGUAGUGCCAAAACGGGAGAUAAUGUAGAAGAUGCAUUUUUAGAUACAGCAAAGAAAAUUUAUCAAAAUAUACAAGAUGGAAGCUUGGACUUGAAUGCUGCCGAGUCAGGUGUACAACAUAAACCAGCCACACCUAGGAAUGCAAUUAGUACGGACCAGACACCUAAUGAUAAAGGAUGUGCAUGCUAGUCUAGGAGGAGAUUUUAUCAUUGUAUGGACAUAUUAAUCCAUUCCAAAUCCGGUGGUUACUGGUGGAUCUAUCAACACAAGUCAUUUAUGUUCUUAAUCUAUGUUUAUAUGUUCUUGGAAAAUAUACUGUAAAAAAAACUGGUACUGAAUGAGAGAAUUAUAAACUGGUACCGAAUGAGAAUUAUUUAAAUUGGUACUGCAAGACAGAAAUAUCAAAUAUUGUGACUUUAUCAAACAAAUUUCAGUUGUAAUAUGAUUUGGAUAGACAUGUUAAUAUUAUCAUUUUUCAAUCCUUCUAUCUUUAAAUGUACAAAGUAAGUUACUUGUCUAACCAAUGUACGAAGGGUAGAAGAUAGUAGCUUAAGGGGAUAAGGCUAGAAUUUUUUAAAUGUCUCCCCUGAAUUAGAACAUACCUGUAAUACGUUUUUCCUUUUAAAAAAUAUCAGCUUCACUUACUAAUGGCAAAAUCAUAAACAUCCCUGCUAAAUUGAUUGCAUCAUAAAAUUGAUUGGUUUGUGGGGGGGAUUUUUUAUUUUGUUCCCCCAUUUGGUAGGAAUGUUUAUUUUUGUUUGGUAAUCUGUAAGUCCAUGGAUAAGGUUCAAAAGUAUUGAAAAUUUAUAACGGGGAAGGAUAUAAGUUAGACCAUCUACAAAUUAUUUCAAUUCCUGUUUUGUUUUCAUCUCUGCAGAACUUUAUAAUAAUAAAGCCUAAACAGCGUUCAACUAUCUCUGUCACUUUUUGCAUAUUUGCUUUAAGGAAAAUGGACCCUACUGUUAGUAUUUGUAAUUCAGAAGUCAAGACCCAAUAUUCUCCAGAAGGUUGUAUUUAUAUAAACAUAUAAAAUAUAGAAUCGAGAAUAAAUAGUAUGUUAAAUAUGUUUCAAACUAUUUAUCAUUUGUGUCUAUUAUGAUUGCUAUAUGUUAAUUUAAACAGGGUAAUCUAUGUAAAUGAUAGGAACUUGUAUCUUUGUAUUUUGCUUGGAAAGAAGAAUUUUAAUGUUUCAGAAGGAAUUGGUUCAAUGAGGCCCCUAUUUCUACCUUAAAUUCUUAUUUGGAUUUAAAUGCAAUUAUCACAAUAAGUCUUAGUGUGAGCAUUGACUUUAAAUAGAAGAUAGAAAAAAAAUAUUUUUCAAAUUUCUGUAUCCAUGUUCAUUUUUAGGAAAUAUCCAUUAACAUCAAUUUCCAGUUAAUCCAAAUUAAAUGAAAUUUCCAUUGUUUUUUUUAGGAUGGGAAACAUAAUGCACAUGGUUCUACAAAUAAUAUGGUAGCAUUAUAUGUUUGUUAUAACAAAUUAUGUGUCUGACUUGAAUUUUUAAUUUGUUGAACCAUGUAGUCUUUGUUUUUCCAGCCUCAUUCUGUAGAAACCUGGGAAUUAGUCAAAUUUUUAUCAUAUCUGUAAUAUAGUAAAUUUAGGUGUUUUAUUAUUAAAGUGUGUCGAAAUGGUAAUAUAUCACAUUCUUGAAGGUUUAUUCCUCAGCUUAAGAUAAUGGAAUUAGUUUUUGGGGGCCAAAUAAGACCCUAACCGCACCUAUCCCAAAAAGGAUUUUCUGUAAUGCAACUUUUUUUUGACAGCAUUAGUCCUAUCUUUUAUAGCUAUUCCUGAUGUGAGUUUUAUUUAAGUUUUAAAAUAAUUUGAUAGAUUUACCAGUAAUCAUUUUGAAGUAGAGAAUGCUUCUCACAAAUUUUAUAACAAAUUUUCAGGUUUUUAGUUGAAUAAUAAAUAUUAUAUUGUAUUCAGUUUUUAAGAAUUACAAUAUAGUUUCAGCAGGACUGAAUAAAAGAUGAUUUUGUAAGAAAAUUUAUUGCAAAAAGAAUUAAUGUUAAGAAUUGCUGUAUAAAUUUCAUCCAGACAAGGUACACUGAAAUAAAUGCAAUUGAUAAAAUACCUUAUACCUAAUACCUCUUUCACAAUAUCUGAUAUUAGAAUUCUGUUGGUGUCUAGCAUUUAUUUAGUGUAUUUUCCCUGGAUGAUAAUUAUUGUUAAAAUUAAACUUUUGGUAAAAAUAAAAGAUGGAAAACAUUCUUUAUUAAAAAAAACCAAAAAACACACCUGUCAAAAUUGAAGCAUAUUUAAUAAAGUUUGUGAGAAACAUUUUGAUAAUGUGAUGACCAAGUAUUGGUCACAUGUCAGUCAUAUGAUAUGGUAUGCUGAUGUAUUUUUUUGAGCUUUUGUGAAUGUGUGAGUGAAUGGAUUACACUUAAUCAUUGUGAUAACCAUUUUGUUUUUAUAGUGAUUUGUUGAGACUUGAACAAACUAUAAAGUUCCUGAAAACGAAAAGCAUUUGUUGAAAAAAAAUCUGUAUUGCAAUUAGUAAAAAUCAUAAUGACAAUGACACUGAUAUAUAUUUAUGUAUAAAAAAAACACAUCGAAACUUCAAAAUCUGUUUAAAUUAAAAAUUACACAAAGAGUACAUAUACCUAAACAAGAUAAUUGUUUAUUGUUGUGCGAGUACAAAAUAGGAAUUACAGUAAAACCUGUGUAGUAAGACCAUUAUUUAUAGGUCCCUUUGUACCGCAUUUCAUAUAGAUUGAACCUGUAUUAAAAGACCAAUUGUUUUAUGAGCCCACUUAUUUGCUCUCUCUUAGGUUGUCUCUUAUGACAGGUUUCACUGUAUAAUAUCUUCUAGAUAGGGAUGUGUGAAUAGUUGUAAUUUCUGCAUAUUUUAAAUAUUUGUGAGAUCACAUGACAUAGAAGGUAGAUACUUAUUGUGGGCUCAGCAAUAUUUUCAUUUGUUAAUCAUUUGUAAUUACUGAAUUGUCGAGAGAUUAUUUUUUAUUUUGUUGCCCAGAAUAACAUAGGUAAUCUGCCAUGAUUUUGUUCUGCAAUAUAUCUAUGAAAUCUGCUUCAUUUUAUAUAAAUUUAGAUGGAAUAUGUUAACAAUUGGUUCCCUCUUGUCUAUUUAAUGACCUGCCAAUUGAGAACAAAUAUUUUUUUCUGCUUUCAAAACUAUUUCUUUUAAUAGUUUCUUUUCUUGCUUUUUUGAUUAAAUUUUGAAAGAUGUCAUUUUAUCUGAUGACUGUCCUGUUUAUUUGCCUAUUUAUUUUUAUGCAAUUUUUUGUGUGUGUCAAAUUUCCUUUUCUAGACUUUUCCCUGCAUUUUUCUGGCACUAUUUGUGCAUUUAGAGAAGUUAAAAUAAUGGACCUAUAUUGACUGAACAUAAAAAAUAAUGCUAUUUUAUAGACCUGAAUUGUUCCUUAUGGUAUAAAAUAAUUGAAACUACAGAAAUAUUGUCAGCUAAAAGAAUUUAAAUACAUGAUUUUAUUGCAGUCAGAAUUUUUUGGUGGCUAGAAAUAGGAAAGGUGUCUUUCCUGGGGAUUGAACCUUUUAAAUGAAAUUAUUCUCAUUAUAAAUCUUUUUUUUUAAAGUGAAUCUAAUAUUUUAUGAAUUCCAUUGUCUGUAGGAAAUUAAUUCAUUUGCUCACAAAAAGCAGACACAAACUAUAAAUCAAAAAUAAUAUUAAGUUUAGUAACGACAGCUCUUUAUCUUAGAUUGAAUAUUAGUAGAAUGGACUCCCUUAAUACACCCUUAAAAAGUUUAAUGCAGGUAGUCCCAAUUUAGUGUAUUGGUUGGAUAAUAAAAUAUACAAAUUUAACAUAAGAUAUAUAUAGAAUUGACCAGACCGUUUAGAAAACUUCACUCAUAUGAAAUGUCUAUAUAGUAGAUAAAAUGAAUUCACAGUAUUUGAAUAUACGACAGGGACCAAUAAAGUAAUAUAUUUUUAUUGCUAGAUAAGAAGCUUUGAGCAUGUGUUCUGUCCUUCAUGUUUAUAUAGGAAAUAUUUUUAUACAGUGCUUCAGUAGACAGGUUUGCUUCAAGAAGUCAUUAUUACAUGGGAACUUGUUUGUUUAAAGUAUGUAUGAACAAUGAAUGUAUUGCAUCAGUGCUAUAUUUAACAUGUUGUUUUCUAGUUCUGUUGUUAUAUUAUUUGUUGCAACAUGUAGAUAAAGUGUACUAAUUGUAUCACAUUAUUUAUUAUAUAAUUUUAUCAUUAUCUUAGAUAUUCAUGUACAAUUAUGUGUACACUAUGUGAUAAAAAUGACAUAAUACACUAUUUGGUAGUUGUCUCCCCUUACAAUACAAUCUUCAUUUCCUGUCAGGUGGUUGUUGCAUAUAAUUGACGUAACUUAGUAGACACACCAACCAAAUUUAAUCCUUGAAAUGAACAAAAUUGACACACAAAAUUUUAUUAUUGUUUAGAUUAAUUUUCUACUUUCUUUCUCUAUGCUAAAAUGAUAGAGCCUUAGAAAAAUACAAGCUUUGGCAAAAAAUGACUAUAAUGUAGAAACAGCUCAGAAUAAUGUUUUUUAGUAAUGAGUAGUCAGCAACUGUAAUCAUGAUUGUAUACACAUGUAAUCAUGAUUGUAUACACAUGUAAUCAUGAUUGUAUACACAUGUUAUCAUGAUUGUAUACAAUACACUUUAUCAUGAUCAUCAUAUGUUCACAAUAUGAAAAUUUUAAUGUCAAGAAUACUGUGUAAAUAAUGAUAUUGACAAAUAAAUUAUACAAAAAAUC
Mytilus trossulus (common blue mussel) is the source of this 5271-nucleotide messenger RNA. RefSeq names its product ras-related protein Rab-14. Gene Ontology annotation, cellular component: Golgi apparatus; phagocytic vesicle; recycling endosome. Bases 114 to 758 code for a protein of 214 amino acids. Gene Ontology annotation, molecular function: GTP binding; GTPase activity. NCBI's taxonomy places the organism in Eukaryota, Metazoa, Mollusca, Bivalvia, Mytilida, Mytilidae. The record is from RefSeq and is a predicted model, not a curated record. The transcript has 9 exons. Gene Ontology annotation, biological process: phagosome maturation; Golgi to endosome transport; defense response to bacterium.